Messenger RNA from Syngnathus acus (greater pipefish), 2495 nucleotides. It is a transcript of the gene rgs6, whose product is annotated as regulator of G protein signaling 6. The record is from RefSeq and is a predicted model, not a curated record. Lineage: Eukaryota; Metazoa; Chordata; Actinopteri; Syngnathiformes; Syngnathidae. Gene Ontology annotation, biological process: G protein-coupled receptor signaling pathway; intracellular signal transduction; regulation of G protein-coupled receptor signaling pathway. The transcript is spliced from 18 exons. Bases 222 to 1820 code for a protein of 532 amino acids.
UUACUCUCUGCCUCAGUGCACGCGUGUGUUCGGAGGGUCUGUGGCAAAGCGUUUAUUUUAGGAGCUGCACGAAACGGAAGAGGAGAUCGGAAGAAGAGAAGACACCAGUGAGCAGCUGAACCCUAAUGGAGGUACAUUAAGCGCAAGGUUGAGAGUGUGACGCUGUGAAAGAAGACAGGAUAACUUGACACGGGCGAGGACGACAGACAGAAGGUGAGGACAUGGCUGAAGCACCGAUCCAACCUCGACAACAAACAGAAGAAGAAGAAGAGCAGCAGAGUGAGGAACAGCUGAGCUCUGAGGCCGAUGACGACGUCGAAGACCCGAAAGAAGACGCCCAGACACCCCCGACCCGACCUCUGCUCUCCAUGAGGUCAUUGAGCAUCGUGGACCCCGAUGACGACUCCCCCAACAUGAUUGUCUACAGAAAGAUUGAAGACAUUGUUACUCUUAUCCAGGAUGAGAUAGAAGGCGUUCCCAUCAGGACAGUCAAAAGUUUCAUGACCAAAAUCCCCAGUGUCGUCACCGGUACAGAUAUUGUUCAGUGGAUGAUGAAGAAUCUUUCGAUUGAAGACCCAGCUGAGGCGAUGCACAUCGGAAGCCUCAUUGCAGCGCAGGGCUACUUCUUCCCCAUCUCUGACCAUGUCCUCUCCCUCAAGGAUGAUGGUACCUUCUAUCGUUUUCAGGCACCGUAUUUCUGGCCGUCUAAUUGUUGGGAGCCUGAAAACACAGACUAUGCCAUCUAUCUGUGCAAGCGGACCAUGCAGAAUAAAACCAGGCUGGAGCUGGCGGAUUAUGAGGCGGAGAAUCUUGCUAGGCUACAGAGAGCCUUUGCCAGGAAGUGGGAGUUCAUCUACAUGCAGGCUGAGGCCCAGGUCAAGAUUGACAGGAAAAAAGAUAAAACCGAGAGGAAGAUCCUUGACAGCCAGGAGAGAGCCUUCUGGGAUGUCCACCGGCCCGUGCCUGGAUGUGUGAACACCACGGAGAUGGACAUCAGGAAAUGCAGACGCAUGAAAAAUCCCCAUAGAGUUAAGAAGUCAGUGUAUGGUUUGGCAGAGGAGGGCACCCAGUCACGAAGUCCAAUCCAUACUCCCUCUCACCACUCUAGAAAGGGAACAAAGGAGGAUGUGGAGAAAGAGAUCUUAUUCCUGAAUGCCCAGCUCGAUCGGCACUGUAUGAAAAUGUCCAAAGUUGCUGAAAGUCUGAUAAGCUACACUGAGCAGUACCUGGAGUACGACCCCUUGGUGACACCACAGGAGCCGUCUAACCCUUGGACUAGCGAUGACCAAUCCUUCUGGGACUUGGAGGCCAGCAAGGAGCCUGGUCAGCAGAGGGUGAAGAAGUGGGGUUUCUCCCUGGAGGAGGCUCUGAAGGACCCAGCGGGACGCGAUCUCUUCCUCAAGUUCCUGGAGUCCGAGUUUAGCUCUGAAAACCUUCGCUUCUGGUUGGCAGUGCAGGACCUCAAGAGAAUCCCACAGCAGGAAGUAGUACAGAGAGCGGAGGAAAUCUGGGCCGAGUUCCUGGCCGAAGGAGCUCCCAGUUCCAUCAAUCUGGACUCUCACAGCUAUGAACGCACAAGCCACAACCUCAAAGAUCCUGGACGCUACAGCUAUGAGGACGCACAGGAUCACAUCUACAAACUGAUGAAGAGUGACAGCUACACUCGCUUUCUGCGCUCCAACGUCUAUCAAGACCUGUUGAACUCAAGAAAGAAGUUGGAAACCGAGCAGGGCCGACGGACCUCACUGGAGAAGUUCACGCGCAGUGUGGGCAAGUCGUUGACCGGCAAACGUCUGACGGGCCUCAUGCAGUCAUCCUGACCAGAUCUGAGUUGGAUUCUCUGUACCCAAAGGACCCUGGCAUGUGUGGUUUUGUGCGGGAGGCCAUGACGGCGCCCCACCGCUGGACUGGACCGCCAACGUGGUCGUGACUCUCCCCAGAGGAGUUAAAGAAGGCCGACAGCAUGCAAUAAAUCAUCCAAGCUGGGAGAACAGAUUGACAGUGCGGAGGGCACAGACAAAAAAAAAAAAAAUACAAAAGUAAGCAGUCAAAAAAGUGGGACUCGUCCAAUCCACCUGACUGGGUUCUUUCUCCACUCGUGUUUCUAUGGCAGCGAGCUGCUGAAGCCAUCCAUUUACUUUAAUUGAUGUAAAGAAAAUGAACAUUGGCUGACAACUUAAUAAGAUUAAUGCUGGAGUUAGAACUUCUAUGGAUGGAUGGACAGGGAAAAUAUUCAGGAUGACUGCCCACUCUUGAGUACACCUGCUGGAACAUUGCACAAAUGGUGAAGGUUACAAAUUCAACUCUGUAUGGUGACUCUACAAAAACGCAAACAGUAAUACUUCAAAUGAUACAUGCGUAAAUAUUUUUUUCCAAUGUAUUCCAAUCUUCUAAACAUUCCACCUCAUGCAGAUACAGCUUCAAAUGUAGUGGGCAACUCUAUAAGCAUUAUCUUAUGUAAAAAAAAAAGAAUGAUAAUAAAAGAGGAAUGCACA